AUGACAAAGGUAGAUGAAAGCGCGUCAGUAAAGUUCGGGCCUAAGAAGCGGGCGGCCAAGGCCACGUUGACUAGGUUUGAAACAUACAUUACGGAUACGGAACUCGAUGCGAUCGAAAUUGACGAAUUAAAGAUUAGAGUUGCGAGAUUCGAAGAAGCUUAUGAAACAUUUAAGGAUAUGCAGAUCGAGAUAGCUGCUAGUGAUAAUACGAUUUCGGUGCAAGAGUUGGAUGCAGAGGCAGAAAGCGUUGAGAAUAAGUACAUUAGAUUAAAAGUGGCAGCCGAAAGAAUAAUAAAGGAAAAAUUAAAGAUUGACGGCAACCAUGAAGACGCGGAACAAACGGUCGUAGAAGCGCGUGUCAACAUAGAGAAUAUAGAAACGCGUGUCAACAUAGAUAAUCACGAAAGGGUACCUGUACCGGCAUACAAUGCACAUGUAAGAUUGCCUAGAAUCGAAUUACCCACGUUUGCGGGUGCAUACGCCGAUUGGCACGCGUUCUAUGACAUGUUUAACUCCAUAAUACAUUCGAAUCGAGAUCUGAGCGACACUCAAAAAUUUCAUUACUUGAGAUCGUCGCUAAAGGGUGAAGCAUCCGAAGUCGUGUCGUCACUAGAAAUUUCGGGGAACAAUUACGCGGACGCAUGGGCUAGGUUGAAAGAGCGGUAUGAUAAUAAGAGGUUGAUAAUACAAAACCAUGUCAAAGCCAUUUUUGAUUUGCCAGUAGUGAGAAAGGAAAACAGUGUCGCCCUUAGGCAAAUUUUAGAUGGGGUGCUAAAACAUAAGAGAGCGUUACAAACGUUAGAUAGGCCUACUGAGCAGUGGGAUGAUUUGCUUGUACACAUCGUAGCUAGCAAGUUGGACAUUAGAACGAUAAAGGAAUGGGAAAAUACAAUAGAUCCUGUUGACAUUCCGAGUUUUUCAGGUCUUGUUGAGUUUCUAAAAAGGAGAUGUCAAACGUUGGAAGCGGUAGCCAAAACGGUGAAUAAUAGCGUAGCCGGUGCUAAUUCACGCCAGGCUAGUCAUCACAAGGUCAAUAAUUGCAAUGUUGCUACAAUCAACGCUAAAUGUACCUACUGCCAAGGUGAGCAUAACAUUUAUGCAUGUAAGGAUUUUAAGGGCCUAUCAGUUAACGAACGAGUUAAACACACGAAAUCCAAGGGUUUAUGUUUGAAUUGCCUCAGGGGCAAACAUCUAGCUAAGGAUUGUUAUGCCGGGCCUUGUAAAAUAUGCAGCAAGCGGCAUAACUCUCUAUUACAUAAUGAUAAUCAAAAGGAAAGGUCGGAAGUAAACUCAAAGGUAACGGAUGAGAAUAAGAAUGUUAAGGAUACUAGCGACAUCGUAUGUAGUCAUUCGAGUACUGAAAUAGCUCAGUCGAGUCAGGUACUACUAGCCACGGCUAUGGUAAAAAUACAGCAUAAGGAUGGGCAUUUUAUAGACGUCAAGGCGUUGUUAGAUAACGAUUUGCAAUGCGUGAUUUUACAAGCGAUUACGCAAAGAAUUCCUAACGUGAGGAUAGAUAGACAGCGGUUAGAUAUACCGGAAAAUAUUCGCUUGGCGGAUCCGCAAUUUUAUGUGCCAUCAGAAGUAGAAUUGUUGAUAGGAGCUGAGAAAUUCUGGGAUCUGUUGUGCGUAGGGCAGAUCAGGCUGGGUAAGGGGAAACCUAUAUUGCAAAAAACAUUGCUAGGAUGGAUCGUCGCGGGCAGGAUCGAUACGAUGAGAGGCAGCGACUCGCAAACUAACUGCUAUUUAAGUUGCACUCAGGAAUUAGACGAGGCGUUACAGAAGUUCUGGCAGCUAGAGAAUGUCGCGGAAGAAAAGGGGACGUUAACUGGAAGCUCGCCUUGCGAAGAACAUUUCCAGAAAACGCACUGUAGAAAUGAGCAGGGUAGAUUUGUUGUUAGGUUACCAAUAAAGGAAGAUGUAGCAUGUAACAUGGGCAAUUCCAAAGAUAUAGCGAUGAAAAGAUUUUUGUCCCUGGAAAGGAAAUUAAAUAAGAAUCCUAGUUUAAAGACAGAGUAUGUUAAAUUCUUAAGAGAGUACGAGGAGUUAGGGCAUAUGAGAGCUGUUGAUAUUUCGCAGAAUCCUGCAAAAAGAGUGUUUUUGCCACAUCAGGCAGUAGUAAAGGAGACCAGUGCGUCUACGAGGGUCAGGGUGGUAUUUGAUGCGUCUAGCAGGGAUAGCAAGGGAAUAUCGUUGAACGAUGCGUUACACAAGGGUCCUAUCAUACAAAGUGAUUUGUUUUCAAUAGUGUUAAGAUUUCGAUGUUUUAGAUAUGUUUUAAGCGCCGACAUAAUUAAAAUGUAUAGGCAGAUAUUAGUGCACGGGGAUCACACGCCUUUGCAAACAAUAUUGUGGAGAGAAAGUAAUGACGGACCGAUAAUGACAUAUGAAUUAGUAACCUUGACGUACGGUACAAGGCCAGCCUCAUUUAUAGCCAUUAAAUGUCUUCAGCAAUUAGCGGAGGAGGAAGGAAGUGAUUGUCCAUUGGCGGCUAGAGCGAUACGUGAAGAUUUUUACGUGGACGAUCUCUUGACAGGUGCUGAGACGGUAGAGGGACUUUUGCAAUUAAAAAAGCAGGUAACGGAUAUAUUGAGGAAAGGGGGUCUCGAAUUGCAUAAGUGGAAUAGUAAUGUUCCCGGUGUCAGAAAGGUUAGCGAUCAAGAUAACGAGGAGUUCGUGGAGUUAGAAAAAGAGCAGGAAUCAAAGUUAUUAGGCAUAAGGUGGAAUCCUAGGGAAGACACACUACAUUUCGUAGCGCCUGUACAAAAUAAAGAUAGCCGCGUGACUAAGCGGGCAAUACUGUCCGAGAUAUCUAGGCUAUUUGAUCCGUUGGGGUUAGUCGGCCCGGUAAUAACUUUAGCUAAGGUUUUAAUGCAGGAGUUGUGGACUUGUAGAAUAGGAUGGGAUGAUGCGGUGCCGAUGAGGGUGCACAAUUCGUGGUUGUUAAUCAGAUCACAGUUGUCCGCAUUGGAGUCGAUAAAAAUAAACAGAUUAGUGACCAAAGGUAGUGGCGCAGGCAAAAUUAGUUUACACGGAUUUUGUGAUGCGAGCGAGCAAGCGUACGGGGCAUGCAUUUAUAUAGUGUAUAGAGGAACGAAUAAUGAGAAUAGCACAGCCUUAAUAUGCUCAAAAUCUAGAGUUGCGCCGUUAAAGACUUUGUCGUUACCAAGGCUGGAGUUGUCCGGCGCCUUAUUGUUAACUAGAUUGAUGGGCAAAGUGAUGACUAGCUUGGGCGUGGAAGUGCAUAAUAAGUACUACUGGACUGAUUCGCAAAUUGUAUUGGCGUGGAUAGGAUCACCGGCCAGAAGAUGGCAAACGUUCGUAGCUAAUAGGAUAGGAGAAAUACAGAGCAGUUCUGCGCCGUACGAAUGGCGACAUGUAAAAUCGAAAGAAAACCCCGCGGACUUGAUAUCAAGAGGGUCAACUCCGGGAGUAUUACAGAAUUCUAGCUUAUGGUGGGAGGGUCCUACUUGGCUGAAGAAGGAAAACGAAUUUCCUAUAUAUAAUAACAAGGAUAUGGUGAUAAAUUCUCUACCUGAAAAACGCAAUGAAACUGUGACUGCGUUAGCCCGGGUGCGCGAGCCUGUAAUAAGUUUUGUUAGAUUUUCGUCGUUAGGAAAAAUAUUGCGCGCCAUGGUUUAUAUAUUAAGAUUUAUACAUAAUGCGAAGUGUGCCAAAGACAUGCGUAGGUUAGGAAAUAUAUUGGUUGAGGAAUUAAAAGAAGCGCGAGAUGUUCUGGUGGGCUUGAUUCAGGCGGAAACGUGGGAGACCGACAUCGGAAGGCUAAAGAGCAAGCAAGAGGUUGCAAAGGAAUCUAAGCUGGUUGGACUUAAACCAUAUUUGGACGAACGCGGACUGAUAAGGGUGGGAGGCAGACUGGAUCAUUCAUCGUUAACUCAAGAAACAAAGCAUCCGUUGCUGCUUCCUGCGAGUCAUCACUUUACAAGACUGGUUAUUCGGAGCAGGCACGAAGGAUUGUUCCAUGCUGGGAUUAACGCUACUUUAGCAUCAGUGAGGGAAGAGUUCUGGCCGAUACAUGCCAAAAACGAGGUAAAGCAAUGCUUGAGGGCUUCUGUAACAUGCCGUAAGGCCAAUCCUACCCCUAUACAACCAUUAAUGGGGCAAUUGCCGGAGGCGCGAGUGAACAUCUCCAGACCAUUCUCCAAGGUAGGAGUUGAUUACUGUGGUCCGCUGUUUGUGCGCGAUCGAGUAAAACGUAAUAGCAAGCAAUACAAGGCUUACGUGGCGAUAUUCGUAUGCAUGGCCACUAAAGCCGUGCAUAUUGAAUUGGUGGAGGAUAUGACGACGGAGGCGUUCAUCGGAACUUUGAAGCGGUUCAUAGCAAGAAGAGGGUUGCCGUCAGAUAUAUAUUCCGACAACGGACGAAACUUCGUGGGUGCAGAGCGUGAGAUACGGCAGCUGUUUGACGAUGCAGAGUUCAAGAGAAGAAUCCAUGAAACGACGGCUAAGGAAGGCAUAUCAUGGCAUUUUAUACCCGCCAGAGCACCACAUUUUGGAGGGUUGUGGGAGGCAGCUGUGAAGGCGAUGAAACGUCAUCUAAAGCGCACAGUUGGAGCCGCAUCACUCACCGUUACAGAAAUGAUAACCGUGUUGAGCCAGACAGAGGCAAUUCUAAACUCCAGACCUCUCACUCCAAUGUCUGAUGAUCCUAGGGAUCUGGAGGCUUUAACGCCUGGCCAUUUUUUAAUAGGAAGUGCAAUGAAGUCAUUACCGCAGUCGGGUGUUCUAGAUAUACCCAUAAAUAGAUUGUCAAGAUGGCAGCAUACCGACCAGAUUCAUCAACGAUUGUGGUCCAGAUGGUCGAAAGAAUAUUUGACCACGUGUCAGAAGCGAACAAAAUGGAAGAUUGAUGCCAAAUCCCCGAUUCGAACUGGGCAGUUAGUGAUGAUGAAGGAGGACGAAAUCAUGCCGUGGAGGUGGACUCUAGCUAGAGUAUUAGAAGAGCAUCGGGGCAAAGACGGAAUCGUGCGAGCAGUUACCGUGCGUACGGCUAGAGGAGAUUUCAAACGUCCCGUGGUAAAGAUGGCACCAAUCUCGGAGGAGUAG
Vollenhovia emeryi is the source of this 5067-nucleotide messenger RNA. RefSeq lists its product as uncharacterized. The transcript has 2 exons. Gene Ontology annotation, molecular function: nucleic acid binding. NCBI's taxonomy places the organism in Eukaryota, Metazoa, Arthropoda, Insecta, Hymenoptera, Formicidae. The record is from RefSeq and is a predicted model, not a curated record. Gene Ontology annotation, biological process: DNA integration. The coding region runs from base 1 to 5067 and encodes 1688 amino acids.